CUUAAAUCAGAUCAUUUUUUUCUCUUCCACUCAAUUUUCCCAAAAACAAAAUGGCCGGCGGCAAAUGCAACCUCGAACGCGGUGGCAGUGGCAGUGGCGGAAGAGGAGGACGCUGGCAUAACCAGAAUAAACCGAAUCGUUACCGCGGCGCACCUAAGCAUGGAUCUCCCGGUUCAGAUAAACCAGCCCCCGCCACCGCAGGUAGGAGGUGCUGCUCCGCGCCGGAUCAGCCUCCUCCGCAGCACGGAAAUGAAGUGUUGAUUCGAGUUCGCGGAUGCGGACUAGGAGAAUUCUGCUGGUCGAUAUCGGUGCAGUGGUGGGGCCGCUUGUUGAUCUCCUUGAGCUACUCGCUGGGAGAGUGAUGAUGCGAGCCGUCAUGUGUUAACCUCCCUCCUAUGCAUAAACGUUUGCUCUCCGCAGAUGACACGUUUUUAUGCAUAGGAAGUAGUUUGUACGUGAAUCUAAUUGGACUAGGUCCAAGUUUGAGUGACUUUCCAAUGUGUGAGAUGUUUCUAUUUGUGUGUGUGCUUGUUAGUUUGUACGUGAAUCUAAUUGGACUAGGUCCAAGUUUGAGUGACUUUCCAAUGUGUGAGAUGCUUCUAUUUGUGUGUGCUUGUUAGUUUGUACGUGAAUCUAAUUGGACUAGGUCCAAGUUUGAGUGGCUUUCCAAUGUGUGAGAUGCUUCUAUUUGUGUGUGCUUGUUAGUUUGUACGUGAAUCUAAUUGGACUAAGUCCAAGUUUGAGUGACUUUCCAAUGUGUGAGAUGUUUCUAUUUGUGUGUGUGCUUGUUAGUUUGUACGUGAAUCUAAUUGGACUAGGUCCAAGUUUGAGUGACUUUCCAAUGUGUGAGAUGCUUCUAUUUGUGUGUGCUUGUUAGUUUGUACGUGAAUCUAAUUGGACUAGGUCCAAGUUUGAGUGACUUUUCAAUGGGUGAGAUGCUUCUAUUUGUGUGUGCUUGUUUUUUCCUUAGCAUCAAUCUCAAAAUGUACUUAAUCGAUUGAAUUUGGGUUAUGGAGUCAUCAUUAUGUUA
Messenger RNA from Salvia splendens (bonfire salvia), 1030 nucleotides. RefSeq lists its product as uncharacterized. The record is from RefSeq and is a predicted model, not a curated record. The transcript has 2 exons. Bases 51 to 362 code for a protein of 103 amino acids. NCBI's taxonomy places the organism in Eukaryota, Viridiplantae, Streptophyta, Magnoliopsida, Lamiales, Lamiaceae.